Notodromas monacha is the source of this 1854-nucleotide messenger RNA. The record is from the annotation of a GenBank genome assembly. Lineage: Eukaryota; Metazoa; Arthropoda; Ostracoda; Podocopida; Cyprididae.
AUGAACAGUGACCGCACUGAAAGUGAACCCCAACCGGGACCAUCUAACGCGAACGCGUCACCGCAACCGGUAGCGUCAUCACAGCAACGGGCGACAGCCAAUCCAUGGAAUUUCCUCAUGCUAAACGCCAUACGUACGUACGCGACAGCGAACGGCAUUCCAAACGCUAACGAAGUGCCACGCGAUGAACUCAUCAGCGCACUUCAGGCCAGAGGCGCUACGCCACUCAACAUCAUCCUCGGCUCACCGCCGGACUAUCAAACGGGACCAGGGUCUACAGAACUGCUAGCACGGUCGUUGCUGCGCAGACGCGUGGACUAUCCGCACCAGUCGCCCAACGAAAGUAUCGAUAUGUACCUGCGACGCCUGGACACCGCCUUCAAACACGACGGAACGCCGAACUUCACGCGAGUCGACUGUCUAAUCGGGCACUCCCAGCCGAAGGUAGCGGAGGCAGCACAACUCCUAUACGACCAAGGAUUCGAGGACUACGACGUCAUCGCGGAGAAGCUCAAAGUCAGGUUUGGUCUAUCACCAUUCGAACACUUUACAAGGUUCCAGCAGUUCCGACCGGCGUCCGACGAGCUAUUUUCACAGUUCGGUCCACGCCUACGCGACGAAUACCUCCGAUAUCUUGCCUUACCACCCAACGAGGUCGGGCUACAUGAGACCGCCAUCACGCGGGCCCUUAUUGGACAACUAUUGUCCAUCACCACCGGCGGGCUCCACGCCCAACUACACGCGCGGGCAACAGCCAACCUUUCCCUCACAUGGGACGAAUGCCUGGCGAUAGCCGACGAAUACAGACAUACCCAUCCGGCACCACCAAAACCGGCCGCAUCACCGGCACCGCAAUCACCCGCCAACCACCCGCCCAAGACGACGGCAUCCGGAGUCACCAAAUACUACUGCGAAAAUCAUCAGCGGACAUACCGCAGCAACAUGUCCGGGAAACGGGAAGAUCGGGCAGUGACGGCUGUCCUCUGCUUGAUCCCCACGCCCACAGAUGACAGCCUGACCAUCAUCAUCACUAUCAAAAACAAACGGGUGACCGCCCUGAUCGACACCGGAGCGACAAAAUCGUUCAUGGCGACGGACGUCGCCGAGGAAGUCGGCCUGUCUCCACAUCCGACCAAAGCGAGGAUAUCCGCAGCAGUUCUUCACGUCUCCACGACCGUCAGUCACGCAGUGAGUACUGUUUUUACUCUUGGAUCGGCCGCGUACGAAGCCACCUUCUUACUACUCUCCAACGUGCACUACCCUGUUAUUCUCGGGCUCGACAUGCUGAAGAAUCUCCCUUUCUGCGUCACCCUCGACGGCCAGCGAGUUUUUUCCGGAUUUCAACAGAUUAAACCUAUUAACAAAGCCCCAACAGCCCCGAUAGGCAAGGGCAUCACAUUGGUACAUGGCACGCCCGCAGAGCAACAACAGAUCGCAGCACUCCUGCGGCGCUACGCCUCUAACAUCUUUCAGUGGAGCAGUAAACACGGGCUCUUCCCGCAGCACGUGGCAUUGCUACCCACCAACGGUGAAGACCCCGAACCCAGUCGCCGCAUACGGCUCUCGCCAGACAAGCGGCCAUCGUUCCAACACAUCAUCGACAAUUACACCCGCGCGGAGCAUCUCAAAGCCGUCCAGGCCUUCCCACAACCGGCAACCACAUGCCAGAUGCAGCGAUUCCUGGGCCUCGCCACCUACCUACGAGCCCAUGUGCCGACCAACUUCGCACAAUUGGAGAAAGUCCUACGACUAACAAUUCCAGUCAAACCGGCAACAGCCAUCAUAUGGUUGCUGGAGGCGACUGACGCGUUUGAAGCGCUAAAACAAGCGAUAGCAAACGCCGCUCGGCUUGAA